AUGGCUGCUUAUGGAGCUCUGGUUUCUCUUAUGCAUAUCAUAGAUACCCUCAAGAAACAUCCUUCUCCUCCCAUUUCUAUCGACGAAAAACAAGUUCAAUCCCUCACUCAAAACAUUACCUUCUUGCAGGAUUUUCUUGAUGGCUAUGUUUCCCCUUUUGCUGAUAGCCACGAAGCUGAUCCAUUGGAGCGUCGCAUUGCUGAUGCAGUUUACGCGGCUGAGGAUGUUAUCGAAUCCCAUAUUGUGGAUCAAAUUCACAGUGGAUCCACAAUCGUUGCAGAUCAUGACUUCUAUCACAAUCUACACAAAGUGAUAGAAGAAAUGGAUCUGAUCAACAAAGAGGUGAAGAGCAUUGCACUUCAAGCUCAGACCAAGCAGAAGCCCGUUGCUGCCUUGUCGGCGUCUUCUCCCACUGUGAAAGAGAACGUGAUCGUGGGCUCUAACGAAGUUUUUCUUGACGUUUUGGAUAAGCUCACCAGUGAUCAACUCAACCGCCAGAUCAUCCCCAUCACGGGGAUGGGUGGCAUUGGUAAGACCACUCUUGCCAUGAAUCUAUUUGAGAAUGCACUUGUUAAGGAGCGCUUUGAUAUUCGUGCUUGGACUACAAUUUCUCAAACAUAUAAUGUUAGAGAAACACUCAGAGAACUUCUUUUUCGAGCUAGUGGAUGA
Molecule: messenger RNA, 669 nt
Organism: Salvia hispanica
Lineage: Eukaryota; Viridiplantae; Streptophyta; Magnoliopsida; Lamiales; Lamiaceae
Product: disease resistance protein RPP8-like
Molecular function (GO): ADP binding
Source: RefSeq, a predicted model, not a curated record